Messenger RNA from Pseudozyma hubeiensis SY62, 1791 nucleotides. RefSeq names its product actin. Lineage: Eukaryota; Fungi; Basidiomycota; Ustilaginomycetes; Ustilaginales; Ustilaginaceae. The transcript has a single exon. The record is from RefSeq and is a predicted model, not a curated record. Gene Ontology annotation, molecular function: chromatin binding. Gene Ontology annotation, cellular component: SWI/SNF complex; NuA4 histone acetyltransferase complex. Gene Ontology annotation, biological process: regulation of transcription by RNA polymerase II. The coding region runs from base 1 to 1791 and encodes 596 amino acids.
AUGGAAGAAGAGCGCUCGCCUCUCUACAGUAUCGCGUCGCGAGAUUCAGAGAUUUGCCCUGAGCGUCGCUGCGAACCAUCUCCAUCCAAGGCGACAUCAUCACCCUCACUUUCACCCGCACCUUGCAUCGCAUCAUCACCUUCCGUACUCCUCGUUCCGAAGGAUUCACCACGCUACGAAGCACAUCACAUCGCAAUGCCAGGCGUCUAUGGAGGCGACGAGAUCAAUGCUCUCGUCAUCGAUGCAGGUCACUCUUCCAGCCGUGUCGGUUGGGCAGGCGAGGACGCACCUCGAGUAGUCGUGCCCUCCUACUACGGACACACCUCCAUCACCGACGAAGCCAUCGCCGAACUUGAAUCGCAAGCUGCAUUCUCUGCUGCAUCUUCCUCCACCAUUGCGCCCGCAGCCGAUGGUGACGAGUCCAUGGCCGACGGCGAAGGUGCAUCUACACCCAACGGCAACAGCGACGCCGCCGCCACAGAGGAAGCCUCCGACAACCGACUCAACCAAGCACGUGCGAAAUCCGCCAGCAAGACGCUCCGCUUCUCCGUCGAUCGCGAAAAGAAACGUCGUCGAUUCGUCGGCGACAACGACCUCAACCUCUACCGACUCGAUUUCGACAUUGCACCCAUCUUUGACGACGACGGCAUCCUCUCCGACACAUCCGCAUUCGCACAGCUGUGCUCGUUCGGUCUCGACUCGCUCUCGUGCGAUGCACGCGAACAUCCCCUGUUGCUCACCGAACCGGCGUGGAAUGCCCGCGAAUCGAGGGAGAAGCUCACCGAGUUGGCGUUCGAGACGUUGGGUAGUCCGGCGUUCUACCUGGCCAACAGAUCCGUGCUGAGCAGCUUUGCGGCGGGAAAGCCUAGCAGCUUGGUGAUCGAUGUUGGCAGCACGAGCGUUUCCACCAUCCCCAUCGUCGACGGGUUCAUCCUUCGAAAGGGCAUUCACAGGCACAACAACGGUGGAGAUGCGAUCAACCGCGCAUUGCUCUACAGCCUGCACCACGGUCGAGGAACCACGUUCGGUGGAGUGACACCGCAGUAUCUCAUCAAGAGUCGAUCCUCUGUCGACCCUGGUGCUGCUGCCAACGUCGUGUUGAGGCAAGACCGCGUCACGGGUGCUACGCCUUCCUUCCGCAACUACCACGUCAACCGCGUCGUCAACGAAUUCAAGGAGAGCGUAGCGCAGGUGCUCGAGGUACCUUGGGACGAUCAGCAGGCGCAGUUCCGAAGCGGAAGGAUGUACGAGUUCCCCGACGGCUACAACGAUGCCUUUGGUGCGGAGCGACUGCGAGCUUCCGAAUUGCUCUUCACCCCUGGGCUGUGGAACGGUGUUUCCUCCAGCGAAAGCUUCGGUUCCGUCCUUCAUCCUUCUUCCACCGCUUCCUCUGACGCUAGCAAUGGAGGCGCUGCUGGUGGUGUUGGCAACGGUGAACCAGCUGCCAGCGUGGCUGGCGGGAAAGCUGCUGUAGGACUGGCUGAUAUGGUCCUGUCUUCGAUCAACGCUGUCGAUGUUGACUCGCGUCCCAGUCUCUUCGGCAACAUUGUUCUGGUCGGUGGAAGUUCGCUCAUCCAAGGGUUGUCGGAUAGGUUGAGCUACGAACUCGGUGUUAGAGCUCCCAAUCAGAAGGUCAAGAUCCACUCGCCGGGAAACACCACUGAACGCAGACACUCUUCUUGGUUGGGCGGAAGCAUCUUGGCUAGUCUGGGAACGUUCCACCAGCUCUGGAUCUCGAAACAGGAGUAUGAAGAACAUGGAGCUGCCAUCGUUCACGCUCGAUGCAAGUAG